GGCGAAGCAGGUGGGACUCGCCGCUGGAGCCGCUGCCUGCCUGCUUCUUUCCCUGGCCGGACCGGCCCUUCCCGACGGCGCGGGCUCCCCGGGGCCCCCGGCAGGCGGUGACCGCCGAGGCGCUUCGAGGAGGGCAAGCGCGCGGAGCAGAGUCUAGCCAGGCCGGCGGGCGGGCGGGCGCCUCCUUGGCGAGCCCGGGGACCCAGCGGCAAGGAGGCGCGCUCUUCGGACAGCUGGAUGUGCGAGAUCGGGACGCGGCCCGCGCUGGCGGCUGGCGAGCGAGGGGGCGAGGAGACCCCGCCGGCCAGCGCGCUCUCGCCGCCCAGCUUCGCGGCCGGAGACAAGUGCCGGGAGAUGGGAGAACAGCCCAUCUUCACCACCAGAGCACACGUCUUCCAAAUUGACCCCACCACCAAGAAGAACUGGGUCCCUGCAAGCAAGCAAGCUGUUACGGUUUCCUACUUCUAUGAUGGCACAAGGAACAGCUAUCGGAUAAUCAGUGUGGAUGGAACCAAGGUGAUUAUAAAUAGCACCAUCACACCUAACAUGACUUUCACAAAAACCUCCCAGAAGUUUGGCCAGUGGGCUGAUAGCAGAGCCAACACCGUCUUCGGCCUGGGUUUUUCUUCUGAACAGCAGCUGACAAAGUUUGCUGAGAAGUUCCAGGAGGUGAAAGAAGCCGCUCGACUGGCCAGAGACCGGUCACAAGAAAAAAUGGAAACUUCCAGUAACCAUUCACAAGAAUCGGGCCGUGAAACUCCCUGUUCUACUCGAACGUCCAGUGUGAAUGGAACGGAUGAGGACAAAAUCUCACACGGGGUUCCUGUGGAUGCGCAGCUAAAAAUGGAAAAUGACAAACUUAAGAUUGCUCUGGCCCAGAGUACCUCCAAUGUCAAGAAAUGGGAAACAGAAUUGCAGGCACUUAGAGAGAGCAAUGCAAGGCUCACCACGGCUCUCCAGGAAUCCGCGGCCAGCAUAGAGCACUGGAAAAAGCAGUUUUCCAUUAGCAAAGACGAAAAUGAUCAGCUGCGGAGUAAGAUCGAGGAGCUGGAAGAACAGUGCAAUGAAAUUGAUAAGGAGCGUGACCGGAACACACAGCUUAGCAGGCGUCUUCAGGACCUGGAAACGGAACUUCAGGAUAAAGAGCUGGAAUUGGAAGAUCUACGGAAACAGGGUGAAAUUAUACCUCAGCUCAUGACAGAAUGUGAAACGGUUUCUCAGAAACUGCAGGCAGCUGAGAAAAGAAAUAAAGACCUGGAAGAGAAAGUCAGAGCUCUGCGGACGGAAGUAGAAGAGAGCAAACACAGGCAGAGUCACUUGAAGAUGGAGUUACAAACUUUUUUAGAUGUACUCGAUGGAAAGAUAGAUGAAUUGCAGGAUUUUCGUCAAGGCCUCUCGAAACUGGGGGUCGACAAUUAAGGGGACAGCCAUUUCCCCCCACCCCAAAAUAUUUGGCGUGUGUGUAUGUGUAUGUAUUCUAAACCUAGGUAUAUGUUUCUACAAAAAGUGAAAAGAUGCGUGUUCUUCCUUACAAUGGGAUUUGUACAUAGAGGCUAAAGAUAUUUUUUUCCACUCCUUUCCCACCCACCCCCCCAUUCUAAAAAUUUCUCCUUGCUUCUUCCUUCCUUUCUUUAAGAAAGAGGUGACCAUUUUUAAAAAUCUUACUGCUCUAGCCCAUUCUGGGUUUAUAUAAACAAACGGGGGGGAUUUUCUUGUCUCAGGAGAUCUGAACCUCAAUUUACCUUAAGGUAAAGUUGCAGUUGCAGUGGGUGUUGUAUGGAGACUGGUUUAAAGGCGUGCUGCAACUGUAGAAUGAAGACAUUUCCCAAAAUGCUCAGCCGCUGCUGAUUUAUGCCUCAUUUUAUAGUGCAGAGCAGCGGUAAAGAUGGAACAGAGAUUUUAGGAGCAACCCUAGAGUAGCAACUAGAUCUUCCGAGCCUUAAGGAACAAAUGAGAAAAG
Pseudonaja textilis is the source of this 1960-nucleotide messenger RNA. It is a transcript of the gene HOMER2, whose product is annotated as homer scaffold protein 2. The record is from RefSeq and is a predicted model, not a curated record. Gene Ontology annotation, molecular function: G protein-coupled glutamate receptor binding. Gene Ontology annotation, biological process: G protein-coupled glutamate receptor signaling pathway. Lineage: Eukaryota; Metazoa; Chordata; Lepidosauria; Squamata; Elapidae.